Molecule: messenger RNA, 600 nt
Organism: Plasmodium cynomolgi strain B
Lineage: Eukaryota; Apicomplexa; Aconoidasida; Haemosporida; Plasmodiidae
Product: rna-binding protein
Exons: 2
Coding region: 1-600 (199 amino acids)
Molecular function (GO): RNA binding
Source: RefSeq, a predicted model, not a curated record
AUGACUUCCGAAGAAAAUAUAAAUUACCACUACAACCGAACGAACUCGAAUUCCUCGCAGGACAAAAAAAGUAUUGAUGAGGAGAUUAGUGCAAAUGAGAAGGCGAUAAAGGACGAGGAAUCUGAAGUCGAAAGCCUCAGAAGAUUAAUCGCACCGCUAUCGAAAGAACAGCUAAUAGACAUCCUGGCAACAUCCGCCUUGAUCCAUCAAGACAUACGUGACAAGUGCAACGAAGCGGUUGCUUCCUCCCCAUCUACGAGAAGGCUAAUGGUUCGUAACAUCCCAUUCAGCACUCGUGAUGAACAAUUUUUAAAAUACUUCGAGACUUUCGGAGAAAUCGAAGAUGGAAUUAUAGUACGAGAAAAGGAAGGCAGAUCAAAAGGGUAUGGUUUUGUCACUUUUAAAUAUGUCGAGUCCGUGCAGAAAUGCUUAAAAAGUAGUCAUACCUUAGACAAUAAAGAGUUGCAAGUACCUAAUACUUUUAACUACCCAAUCUCGUUUGUUCCAAAUAUAUACACGAAUGUCCCCCAUGGCUAUCAGUUGAAUUAUCCCGCAAAUUUGGAUUCUUUUAAUGCCUUCUACAGCAAUACAAGGUAUUAA